This is a messenger RNA of Talaromyces rugulosus, 420 nucleotides long. RefSeq lists its product as uncharacterized. Lineage: Eukaryota; Fungi; Ascomycota; Eurotiomycetes; Eurotiales; Trichocomaceae. Gene Ontology annotation, cellular component: COPII-coated ER to Golgi transport vesicle; Golgi membrane; Golgi cis cisterna. The record is from RefSeq and is a predicted model, not a curated record. The transcript has 5 exons. Gene Ontology annotation, biological process: retrograde transport, endosome to Golgi; endoplasmic reticulum to Golgi vesicle-mediated transport. The coding region runs from base 1 to 420 and encodes 139 amino acids.
AUGCCUACAAUGUGGCUUUCAGAGACCCAAAAGAUCGGCGCUAUCUUCUGCACCGGUGGGGGUUUGUUUUUGUUUGGUGGAGUUGUGAUGUUUUUUGAUCGCUCGAUGCUUGCCAUGGGAAACAUCCUCUUCCUUAUCGGCCUCACCCUCAUCAUCGGCUUCCAAAAGACACUCGCCUUCUUCUCGCGCCCUCAGAAGAUCAAGGGUACCGCUGCCUUCGCCGCCGGAAUCCUACUCAUCCUGUUUAAAUGGGCCUUUAUCGGUUUCUUUGUCGAACUCUACGGUAUCCUCAUUCUGUUCGGUGAUUUCCUGGUUACGAUCGGUCAGUUUGCGGCCAAUAUACCUAUCAUCGGACCAUAUAUUCAACAGGCUUUGGUUAUAUUGGCGGGACAGAGAAGGAAUGCCGAGUUGCCUGUUUGA